Heteronotia binoei (common prickly gecko) is the source of this 1329-nucleotide messenger RNA. RefSeq names its product UBX domain protein 2A (gene UBXN2A). Bases 197 to 976 code for a protein of 259 amino acids. The record is from RefSeq and is a predicted model, not a curated record. Gene Ontology annotation, cellular component: nucleus; cytosol. NCBI's taxonomy places the organism in Eukaryota, Metazoa, Chordata, Lepidosauria, Squamata, Gekkonidae. Gene Ontology annotation, biological process: proteasome-mediated ubiquitin-dependent protein catabolic process; nuclear membrane reassembly; membrane fusion. The transcript is spliced from 7 exons. Gene Ontology annotation, molecular function: ubiquitin binding.
CUCCCCCACCAGCUUGUGGGCGGAAGGGGCGUCGCUUGUGGCUGCCGCCGGGGCUGGAGGCGUGUGCGCGCUGGGUCGCCGGCGCUUGGAACGCAGCAGCUUGGCCGGAGCACAUUGCAGCGCCGCGGCUCAGUGCCGCCGCCGCCCUCUCCCGGGAUCUGGCUUCUCCGCAGUCUGCAGCGGGGGGCAGAGCAGGAUGCAAGAAGUGAACAAGAUUGGAAGCGUGAAACAAGAAUGGCUUUGCAAGCCAAGAACUAAUGACCAAAUUCUAAAUGAAACACAGCAAAAAGGUUGUGAUAUUUUUGACAAUGACCUUUUUGAAGAAGCUCAGAAAGUUGGAGCUGGAUGCACUGAAGAGACAAGAGUUAAACAUCAAGCCGAUACAACUAUUAAGUUGUGGAAAAAUGGAUUCACAGUGAAUGAUGGUGAACUCCUCAGCUAUACGGAGGCUGCAAACCAGCGAUUCUUGGAAUCUAUUAAAAAAGGGCAACUACCUCUUGAGUUGCAGAAAAUAUUUGAUAAAGAAGAGGUUGACGUGAAAGUCCAUGAUAAGAAGGAUGAAGUGUAUAUGUUGAAGAAGCCAGUAUUUCACGCUUUCACUGGACAAGGAUACAGAUUAGGAAGUGCCACACCAAGAAUAAUUUCCAAAGCAAAGCAAUGUGUUCAAGAAACUGAAAAAAGAAGACCUACAGUGUUGUUAAAUACUUCAGAACCCAUCACUAGUGUCCAGAUCUGGUUAGCAGAUGGAACAAGGAUAGUACAAAAGUUUAAUGUUACGCACAAAAUAAGCCACAUCAGAGACUUUAUAAUAAAUUACCCAGGAGCCCAUGGAAGAAGUCCUUUCACGCUGACCACAUCGCUUCCAUUUCGAGAGUUACUGGACGAAUCUCUCACGCUGGAGGAAGCCAGUUUAAAAAAUGCCGUUGUUGUUCAGAGACUCAAAAAGAGUACAGAACCUUUCAGAAACACAUCCUAGCACUGUCUGUCAGGAUCUCCAAGGGUACUUCAUGAGGAGUGAUUGGCUGCUGCUACUGAACAGUCUCAGGAUAUGAGAGGGGGCAAGACCUGCCCCCCUGAAUCGUUUCCCAGUUGUUAGCUUCACUUUGCCAAAAGGCUAGCUGUUACUUGAGCUACAUUUAAGCCAAGCCAAAAAAACCUCCAACAACAAUAGCAAUAUCUGAGCGAGGUAUACAACUUCUGCAGUGCUGUCUGAAACAGCACAUGGUGUGUGCUGUACCUAGUCUAUCCUAAAAUAUUCUCAGAUCUAUUUUCACAUAAACGGUCCGAAUAGAAUGUAAUGAGCAUUAAAAAAAAGGCUUCAUAGAUUGA